This is a messenger RNA of Diorhabda carinulata, 683 nucleotides long. RefSeq lists its product as uncharacterized. Lineage: Eukaryota; Metazoa; Arthropoda; Insecta; Coleoptera; Chrysomelidae. The transcript has a single exon. Bases 102 to 557 code for a protein of 151 amino acids. The record is from RefSeq and is a predicted model, not a curated record.
AUUACAUUGUUUUAUAAUGUAAAAAUAUAUUAUUAAUUUAAAAUAUUGUAUUUAUUUUUGAGUUUAUUAAAAGUACAAUAGAAUUAUUUCAAUUUUUGAAGAUGGAUACACAGAAAGUUCAACAGAAAAUAAACGAAUACGAAUUAUUUGUAGAAGAGAAGUUAAAAAGUGAUUUGAAAGAUAUUGAAACAAUUCUGGAAGAUAAAUCUUCAAAGUAUAAAGAAUGGGAAGAAGUUCAAAAUGUAGUGAAAGUAAUUCGUAAUUUCAAAGAUAAAAAUAGAGACAUGAAUGUGAAAGUUGAUAUUGGAAAAGGACUUUUAGCUCAAGGAGAAAUUACUGACUUUGAAAGAAGCUAUAUAAAUAUUGGAUUAGGUUAUAUGCUUGAAAUGGACUGUGACGAAGCAGAUAAAUAUUCUACCAUUAGAAUGAAUUUACUAAGAAAGGAAAUAUCUCACUUUAGAAAACUAGCUAUUGAUGUUAAGGUGCAUAUUAAAUUGACUCUUCUAGCAAUUAACGAAUUGCAAGCUACCCUAGUUCCAUCAAAACAAAAAAAAUAAAAUAUUUUUGAAUUUUUUUGUAAGUGAGAAUAUUAAGAACAAAUGUGGAUUUUAGGUACAAAUAAUAGGUUGAACAAGUUAUUAAAUGGUAUUAAACUCUAUAUUUAUUAUUCAGUUUGUUAUAAG